Messenger RNA from Synchiropus splendidus (mandarinfish), 759 nucleotides. RefSeq lists its product as uncharacterized. NCBI's taxonomy places the organism in Eukaryota, Metazoa, Chordata, Actinopteri, Syngnathiformes, Callionymidae. The record is from RefSeq and is a predicted model, not a curated record. The coding region runs from base 146 to 661 and encodes 171 amino acids. The transcript is spliced from 7 exons.
GUGACACGUGACCUGGGGCGAAUAAAACCAUGGCGAGUGGCGCGCGAGCGCUCAGUUCAAUUAGCACAGCAGUAACAGCCGCCGCCCGCGCCGUUUCCCGCACUUCGAGUGAACGAGUUAAGUCUUUGCACCGAAUACUCAGAAGAUGGCCACCAUCAGAUUCGGCAGCAGCCUUGGAGCGAGCUCCAACUCUUCAGGGGAGAGGGCUCAGUUGGCGGAGCAGUUCGAUGAUUCAGCAAACCUUGACCCUGAAAGGCUGUUGCUGUGUCCCUACGAUCCAAACCAUCUGAUUCGUGCGUGUCGCUUCCCGUACCACCUCAUAAAGUGUCGAAAGAAUCACCCCAAGUUGGCGAAGGAGUUGAAGACUUGUCCCUACAACGCCCGCCACCUGGUCAAGCCACAGGACUUUGCACAUCACAUGGAAACCUGUGUGGACCGGGUCAGGGCGGACACGCCUGUGAUGGAUGAGUCCUGCAGAUUCAGUAAUCCACCCAGCACUUGGGUCAACCCCAGCCCGACUGAGGACUGGGAAGCAGAGGCUGACAAUGGUGCUGCGCCCUUCAUUUGGAAGAAAAGUUCGACCUCGGCCCCGAUGGCUGCAAGCAACCCCAGUGAGCACCUGGGACAGCACAUCCGAGCUCCCAACACUCUCCCCUGGUGAAGCUCCUGCGGCCGGUGUUUCACUGUUGUUUUAGCAAGUUCUUAAAGUCUUAGCUGGUUUUUGUUCACAUUGUGUGACGUUUUCAUUAAACUUUUGUA